GUAGAGAAUACCCACGGCACAGCACAGCACAUAUCCACAUCUCCGGUCACCGGAAUCCCUUUACCGGAUGCGUGCUACCGUUUAUCUAUCCAUCCUACUACAUACCUAGAUAAUCGCGCAAAUUCAAGGCGCAUUAGCCUGGUGUUUCACCAUUUCACCACCGCCGCCCCGAAAAAGCCUUGAGGAACACCGAAGCGGACAAAGUGAGGACCCUUGGUGAGCAAAUCCCACCCAAGAACAGUCGACUGCCCCGUCCUGGUUCCCUGGCGUUGCCCCAUCACAGCCCGUCCGUACCUUGCAGCAGAGCCGGGGUUGUGGAAGACGAAGAGGAACAAGCGGGUCAUUCGAAGGCGCACUAAAAGUCCACCGCACCACUCACCCGCAUUGUUGGGGGGUUCCCUUCACUUUGGUGCCUGUUGACCCUUCCCGUCCCACACCAGCGAGGCGCAAAUCCUAUCUUUUCCCAUCUCUAUUUUUUUUCUUCUUCGCUUUCCCAGGUUCCGCGGUCCCGGGUUCGCUUCGUUCUUGGCCUCAAGAGGGAACGUACUACACUGCCGAUACCCCCUUUUCGCAUCGAGUGGUGUCGGUCGUUUCUCCUCGUCCUCUCGCUUCACCUCCCGCCUGUCACUUCUCACGGUCCACACUGCUACCGUUACUGCGUCGCGUCUCUGUGGUUUCAAUUUUAAUCUGAGACGACCACUCGGUGCGACAACCUUCCCGACCUGUGCGACCGUCUUGUCCAACCCGACGACACGCCUAGAACGGCCAGAAGGGUUCAGUCUGAUACUGUACUGUUCAUCCCCGAGUCGCCCUGCCCAAUUGUUUCGGGAUUUUGGUCCAGGUUGGAUUUGGAUUGCUCGUUCACCCGCUCGCCGCUCGCGUUUAGCGACAGACGACAGACGACUUCGCUUUCGACUUCGCCAUCUUCGAACGGACGAACGACGCAUUCAGACAGUAUCGGUAUACGGUAGACGACACAUUCUUUCCACAACAUCCAUUGUUCUACCCGCAAGCACGCUGUUCACUCUUUUCAGCCUCACACACCUGUCACGAUCUUUUCUGUUGGUUAUAUUGUCGACAACGAUUCAUUGAAUUCCCGGAUACUCAUCGCGCCGGUCUUCGCAACUAAAGGCAAGAAAUAUUGCACGCUAUAUGACGAACUUGGACGAAAGUUGGAUAAGAAAAAACGAAAACAAUGAGAGACUAGAGGCGAUUGGACUCGACCAAUUUUUCAUCGAUACCCAAAUCAUACCGAUAGGACAGGUCGUCAAUCACUCCGGCCUGACCAAGGUCCGCACCCACGAGCGGACGAUAUAUAUAUAACAUUCUAGAAAUACAAAAUAAGACGACAAAAUGCCUGCGAUAGACGUGGCCAUGAGGAGGAGUGUCCAAGGGGGAAUUGCGGAUGGCUUUGUCAACUUACUUGUGCGCAGUGUGCAACAACCGCUCGAACAAAGAGAUGUCAUUCAGGAUUUCAACAAUGUCAAGACGGCGUUUUCAAGUUGGGACAAUUGUAUGAAGGUCGCUUACUGCAAAUGGACUGCCAUCGGGCUCAUGAUCUUUGCCGGUGUCAUCAUCUUUUCGGUUUGUUGGUGCAUAGGUCGCUGCCUCUGCUGUGGUGUCUCGUGCUGUUGCGAGUGCUUCCGAUGCCUCCAAUGCUGCGGAAACUGCUGCGGUUGUUGCGAUCCUCCCGGGGCUCGCAAACACAAGUACCUCGAUGCGCCCUACGUUCCACCCGAUCAGGGCUACAAGGCUCCGGAGCCGAUGGAUCAUGGCUUCGGAAGCCGUCCGGCACCCACGUAUAAUCCCCAGGCAUCUGAACCCCAGUAUGCUGAGUUCGAAGUCAAUAAGAAGAGGCAGACGAUGGGCGAUUCGCUGCCUGCUAUGCCGGAGUGGGAGGGCGCAGGGAACAAGAAGGUGAUGGUGGAAGAGGAGGCUGUGGAGCUGGAUCAGUUGAAGAAGCCGGAGGAGAAGACUGCCCAGAGUGCCGGUGCCGAUGCUGCUGCUGGGGCUGUGGUCAUGUCCGGCGCGGCUGCUACUAUUCCGGCAGUAGCACCUGGACGAGGAACAACACCACGACCUAGUCCACCUCCAGGGGGCCAGCAGGGUCCCUACGGAGGUCCGGCCGGUAACAACGGCUUCUACGGAAACAACAACGGUUACGGCCAGAACGCACAAGGAUAUAACCAAGCAUCCCUGACUUCUCCUUACGGCCAGUCCUCAUCCCCAUCACCAUACAGAAUGGCCGCUUCCGCCAUGGGCCCCGCUGCCGUAGGAAACGCGGGGUAUAAUGCCCCUGGCGGUGGUUACGGCAACCCACAACAAGAUGCCUAUGGCCGUUACGGCGAGCCCGCACGAAACAACACCUAUGAUACCGCACGAAGCAACACUUAUGAUUCCUACGGCGCCAGCACCAACAGCCCUGCCUCUCCUUACGACACCUCACCCUACGAUAGCUACGAUUCCGGCAACCAAGGCGGUUACGGCAGUUCUCAGCAACAACCCUACGGCAUGGCCGCCGGUGGCGUAGCAGCGGGUAUGGGGAUGGCAGCUGGAAGUACGGGACCUAACCGCGUUCGCUCCCCGCCCGCCGCAGCAAUGAACACAAUAGCCUAUCCUCCAAACCCCAUGACCCGCCGGUCGCCAGCUCCCAAGCAACCACUGAACGGUCUCGGGUACGGAGGACCCAGCAGUAAUCAGGCGUACGAAAUGCCAGGCGAUGAUUCCUUCCUCGGUGGACCUAGACACCAGUCUCCCGCUCCUCAAUCAACGGGAGUCACAGGGGGCGGGUACGAUAGCCUCGGUGGGCCUAGACACCAAUCUCCCGCUCCUCAAUCAACGGGAGCCACGGGGGGCGGCUAUGGCAGCCUCGGCGGACCUAGACACCAAUCUCCCGCUCCUCAAUCAACGGGAGUCACAGGGGGCAGAUAUGACGGCUUUUCCAACCAGCCAUACUCCCAGGGCAGCACCCAGCAACAGAGGCAAAACACCUUUGGCGGAAACAACGCUUACGGAGGGGGGAACAACGCAGCUAGUUACGGCGACAUGAUGCGCUCCACGCCCUCCCCAGCGCCGACGGGACCGUUGCCUAGGCCUCCGGUGAGGAAUAAUACUAUGGGAGGUCAGAGUGCUUUGGGAGGUAACAAUGGUGGUAGUAGUCCUGCUUCUGCUACUGGAGGGUUCGACUUUAGUAGUGGGGGUUAUUCCAGGCCGAGCCCAACAACCGUGGGACAGCAGCAAGGAGGAAGUAUGGGAGGGCAGAAUGAGGGAGGAGGAGCGGCGGCGUAUCCGGGAUACAAACCUUACUCGCCGGUGGGCGGAGGAGCAGCAGCAGGAGGAGGAGGAGGGGCGUAUAGAGCAUGGUGAAAUGGCAGCGACGUAGAGGCGAAAGUGAAAAAAGUGAAUGAUUAACGGGAAAAAGCAUGGGGUUGCGGCGUUCUUCUUCUUCUUUCUUCUUCUUCAUGUUUUGGUUAGAUACCAGGAUCUUUUUGGUCGGUUGGUUGGUUGGUUCUCGAUGUCAGGACCAGACUACCUACUCCGCGUCAUAACCUUGACUUCAGAGAAACAAUGGCCAGUGAAGGAACACCUUUCGUGUUGGAUUCUUACUUUCGUUCAUCCAUAUUUUGGUUACUUGGGAUUAUUGAAUGGUGAGGGAAGAAGGAUAGGCAGCAUUGUGAUUAUACCACCAGGACAGGACAUAUAUACCCGUAGGGGGGGUUUGGAUGAAGUAUGGAGGAGGUAUGAAUGAAUACCUGAUACUUGAUUGUAGUGUUGUUUAAGUAACGUGCUGCAGUUCGUUGAAUGGGUGAUACCCAGAAAGGUUUACUCCG
Molecule: messenger RNA, 3830 nt
Organism: Neurospora crassa OR74A
Lineage: Eukaryota; Fungi; Ascomycota; Sordariomycetes; Sordariales; Sordariaceae
Exons: 2
Coding region: 1354-3366 (670 amino acids)
Cellular component (GO): cellular bud neck; plasma membrane
Source: RefSeq, a predicted model, not a curated record